Molecule: messenger RNA, 2075 nt
Organism: Ailuropoda melanoleuca (giant panda)
Lineage: Eukaryota; Metazoa; Chordata; Mammalia; Carnivora; Ursidae
Product: intraflagellar transport protein 122 homolog
Exons: 2
Coding region: 1043-1447 (134 amino acids)
Biological process (GO): intraciliary retrograde transport; protein localization to cilium; non-motile cilium assembly
Cellular component (GO): non-motile cilium; intraciliary transport particle A
Source: RefSeq, a predicted model, not a curated record
AUGGCAAACUCCAAUGUAUAUAUUUGGAGUAAUUAUAUCCUGAAAAGAGGUGAUUUUCUGAGGCUCUUUCUCACACAUUCCAGGGCUAACCCAGGGAAGCUGGGCAUGGGCCUUCAGAGGCCCCCUAUUAUGGUUGAAGAACAUCUCUUCCUUCCCAGGUUCUCUCUAGGCCGCUUCCUCCCAUCUCACCUCCCCCGUGGCCUCCUGCUGCCCCAUCUCUACAGACCUGAUAUCAGAACAGGGUUUGAUAUCAUCCAGUUGGAAAGUACCUAACCAAGAACACUUGUACUCCUUAUCUGCUCUAGGCACAUAAUGGGGGGAGAAGCCAAUGGGAUGAUGCCCUAAGUUCAGGCAACAGAAUGUGAACAGAAUCAGAAAACAGAUGUGAACAAGUACUUCUUGCGUGAUGGCAGUUGAGGAGAGGACGUAGAGGGGCUCCCUGAGAACUCUGUACGUCAUUUUGUCCAUUUAGGUUUAUGGGAUCACAUGCUUACCCUCACUCGGAGGCAUGUGGUAUCAUCUCUAUUAUCUGAAUAAAGAUUGUAAGUGUGGAUAUUGGAAAUUAGGCAACCAGGUUGUAGAGUCACUAUAUGUGAACAGUCACACAUAUAUCCGACUCUGUAUGAGAGAGACAGAGAGACAAAGUAACCUGAUCAUAAAACCUCAGCACUGCAGUUUGUGUACAGUACUCCAAAGAGUCCGGAAAGUACUAUUUAGCCGAAGAACAAAUGUCUGUUAGUGGGAGGGGCAGGAAACGUUCAGGGCCAUAGUCCUUGACACUGUCCCAUACUCCCGAGGAACACCUGUGGGGCAGCCUAUGAGCACUCCUCCCUGACACCUGGGACUGCCCCCCAGUCAGCCAUGCAGGGAUGGGCUCACGCCUGCAUCCUGAUUGCCUGCUUCAGCCAAACAGAGCCCUUCCUUGCUCCAGCUUUCGAUAGCCUGACGUAAUGCUGGCAGCAGGAAGUUCUAAUCUGGAGUGUUUUUGUUUGUUGUGCUUCCUCAGGAUUUCCUUGGAUCUGGAGACCCCAAAGAAACAAAGAUGCUAAUCACCAAACAGGCUGACUGGGCUAGAAAUAUCAAUGAGCCUAAAGCUGCCGUGGAGAUGUACAUCUCAGCAGGAGAGCACGUCAAGGCCAUAGAGAUCAGCGGCAACCAUGGCUGGGUUGACACGUUAAUCGACAUUGCCCGUAAAUUGGACAAGGCCGAGCGGGAGCCCCUGCUGAUGUGUGCUUACUACUUCAAGAAACUGGAUAACCCUGGCUAUGCUGCUGAAACCUACCUGAAGAUUGGUGACCUGAAGUCCUUGGUUCAGCUGCAUGUGGAGACCCAGCGCUGGGACGAGGUGAGGGUAGAGCAUGCCUCAUGUGCUAGGGAGCCCCACAUGAGCCCUGGACCACAGGGGGCUUUUUGGGGUUUAGAUGGAGAGCAGCUACCCUCAUCAUGAGAAUGAACAUUGGCCUGGUAAUCAGGAGACUAACCCUCGAAUUCUCUGAGCCGGGGUUUCUUAUAGACCCAUUCAUUCAUUCAUUCAUUCAUUCAUUCAUUCAUUCAUUCAGAAAAUCUUUAUGCACUGCUGGCUUCGUGUUAGCCCUGUGAUAGACAUCAGGGAUGGGAGAGUUAACAGGACAGCCCUGUGCCUGCUAUUGGUCUGAGCUGCUUGUGACCAGCACCACAGGCUGAUAGAUCUCUGACAUGGAGACACACCUGUGUAGUUUUCAAAACCUGCUGGGUGCCAUUUGAAGAAAAUGCCACCCAUACUCUCCAGGUGCAGGCUGCCAAAGCCAUUUCAGAGGCAGCUCUUUCUCCUCCUUCUUUCCCUCUAACCUGGACUCCUCUGGUGUGAGGGGUGGAUGGGAAGAAUUAGCCAGGCCAGAGGGAAAGAUGGCUAAGGCCAGGCUGGCAGAAGCAGCCAAUAUGCUGCCCAUUCUGUGGCUUGAUUCCCACCCUCUAGGUCACUGGCUACCUGUGCUCUGGACUGAAAUUCAUUCCUGAGAAGAUCAGGGGCUGCACCCACGGUCCUCACUCCACUCCACCCACCCAUCCACCCACUGAGGUCUAGUUUACAGACCUAU